Chenopodium quinoa (quinoa) is the source of this 3109-nucleotide messenger RNA. Its product is annotated as lipoxygenase 6, chloroplastic-like. Gene Ontology annotation, molecular function: oxidoreductase activity, acting on single donors with incorporation of molecular oxygen, incorporation of two atoms of oxygen; protein binding; metal ion binding. The transcript has 9 exons. NCBI's taxonomy places the organism in Eukaryota, Viridiplantae, Streptophyta, Magnoliopsida, Caryophyllales, Amaranthaceae. Gene Ontology annotation, biological process: lipid oxidation. Bases 152 to 2896 code for a protein of 914 amino acids. The record is from RefSeq and is a predicted model, not a curated record.
UUUUUUUAUUUCUACCUUAUUAUAAAAUCAAAAAAUAAAAUCUAAAAUCUCUGCAUUUUACAGAGCUUAUACAAGUACUAUAGCUUAUACUACGUAUAAAAAAAAAGUUGUGAUCUUUUUUGUACUUCAUUUUCAUCAUCAACUCAAAAACAUGUUAACUUCAAGGCUAAUACCCACAAUCAAGCCAAAUCUGAAUGAUCCAUCAGAAUUUCACCGGAGAUUCACCGGAGUAGGAAUCUCCGGCACCGGAAAAAAUGCUAGAACAGCCACUAGGAAGAUGACACGUGGGAUGAGGGUGAGAGCAGUAAUCAGCAAUGGUGACAGGACAGUGGAAUCUGGUGCACCCUCAACAAUGGAGGUAAAAGAGGGAAGUGGGCCCACUUUAUUGGGUGCUUCUGAAAGUGGGUUUGUUAAAGUCAAAGCAAUUGUUAGUAUUAAGAAGAAGAUUAGGCAGAGAUUAGUUGAUAAACUUGAAGAUCAAUGGUUUAAUUUUCUUAAUAAUAUUGGUCAAGCUAUUUUUCUUCAGCUUAUUAGUGAGCAGAUUGAUCCUGAUACCAAUUCAGGAAAGAGUGUAGAGGGUUACGUGACCGAGUGGCGGCCUAGUUCAUCAGAACUGCCAUACAUUGAAGAAUAUACUGCCAGUUUUACAGUUCCUUCUGACUUUGGUAUUCCUGGAGCAAUUCUCGUUACGAAUAAGUAUAAUAAGGAGUUCUAUUUGGUGGAGAUUGUUCUUGAUGGAUUCGAUAAUGGACCUGUUUACUUCCCGGCAAAUUCAUGGAUUCAUUCCUGUAAUGACAAUCCUGAGAGCAGAAUUAUCUUCAGAAAUCAUACAUACUUACCAGCACAAACACCGCCUGGCAUAAAAGAUCUACGAAGGGAGGACUUGCUUAGUCGUCGUGGUGAUGGGAAAGGAGAAAGGAGGUUACAUGAGAUGAUUUAUGAUUAUGCUCCAUAUAAUGAUUUGGGAAAUCCUGAUAAAGAUGAUGACCUCUUUAGGCCUGUUCUUGCUGGCUCUGAACGACCUUAUCCAAGGCGUUGUCGCACUGGAAGGCCACCUAUGAAAUCUGUUCCGAUAUGUGAGAGUAGAAUUGAGAAACCUCAUCCAGUAUAUGUUCCUCGUGAUGAAGCUUUCGAGGAGAUGAAGCAGGCAACAUUUGCUACUGGAAGACUGAAGGCUGUUUUACACAAUUUGGUGCCUCAGAUUGCUUCUGCUUUGGCUAGUUCGGAUAUCCCAUUCACCUGCUUUUCUGACAUUGACAACCUGUAUAUCAAAGGUUUUAUGGUACCAGAAGACAAUGUGGCUGAAAAGAUUAAUAGCAUAAAGAAAUUGCUCAACAUGAGUACUACACUCUUCAAGUAUGAUGUCCCUGCUGUUAUCAAAAGUGAUAGAUUUUCUUGGCUGCGGGAUAAUGAAUUUGCACGCCAGGCUUUAGCAGGAGUUAAUCCUGUGAACAUUGAACUACUAAAGGAAUUUCCUAUCACGAGCAAAUUGGAUCAAGCAGUUUAUGGCCCUCCAGAAUCAAAGAUCACGAAGGAAGUACUUGAGGGAGAACUGGAUGGAAUGAGUGUCGAAGAGGCCAUUGAAAAUAAGAGGCUGUUUAUAAUAGAUUAUCAUGACCUCUUACUUCCUUUUGUCAACAAGAUAAACGACUUACCAGGAAGAAAAGUAUAUGCUUCUAGAACAAUUCUUUUCUAUACCAGUGCCGGGACUCUUACACCUGUUGCUGUUGAGCUUUCGCUUCCUCCCACUGAUUCUUCCCCUGCAUUUAAUCGCGUUUAUACUCAUGGACAUGAUGCUACAAGCUAUUGGAUCUGGAAGUUGGCGAAAGCCCACGUUUGUGCAGUUGAUGCAGGCGUGCAUCAACUAAUAAAUCACUGGUUGAGGACUCAUGCUAGCGUGGAGGUUUACAUAAUUGCUACUAAUAGACAGCUGAGCCAAAUGCAUCCUAUUUACAAGCUCCUGCAUCCACAUAUGCGAUACACUAUGGAAAUCAAUGCCCUUGCUCGACAGAGCUUGAUCAAUGGAGGAGGAAUCAUUGAGGCCUCUUUUACCCCUGGAAAAUAUGCUAUGGAGAUCAGCUCUGCUGCCUACAAAAGUAUGUGGCGGUUUGACAUGGAGGCACUGCCAGCUGAUCUACUUCGAAGGGGAAUGGCAGAAGAGGAUCCCACAGCACCCUGUGGAGUGAAACUGGUGAUUGAAGACUACCCUUAUGCUGCUGAUGGCCUUCUCAUAUGGUCUGCCAUCAACGAAUGGGUUGAAUCCUAUGUUUCACACUUCUACCCCGACUCCAGUGCCAUCACCUCGGAUGCUGAGCUCCAAGAAUGGUGGAAAGAGAUCAAGGAAAAAGGCCAUGCUGACAUGAAAGAUGAACCUUGGUGGCCUAAACUUGAAUCCAAAGAGGAUUUGACCAGAAUACUGACUACAAUUAUUUGGGUUGCUUCAGGUCAACAUGCAGCAAUAAACUUUGGACAGUACCCUUUUGGAGGGUAUAUUCCAAACCGUCCUACCCUCAUGCGGCAACUUAUCCCUCAAGAAAAUGAUCCCGAGUUUCAAAAGUUCCUUAAGAGUCCCCAAGCUACAUUCCUCUCGUCUCUACCUUCUAAACUUCAAGGUACUAAAGUGAUGGCCGUCCAAGACACAUUGUCAACACAUUCCCCAGAUGAAGAGUAUCUGGGGCAGGUGCAUGGUCAUUGGAUUGAUGACCAACAGGUUAGAAACAUGUAUGAGAGAUUCGCCUCUCGUUUGAAGGAGAUUGAAGAGAUAAUACAUCGAAGGAAUAAGGAUUUUAGUCUGAGGAAUAGAACUGGUGCUGGUGUCCCUCCAUAUGAGCUGCUUCUACCCACUUCUGGUCCGGGAGUCACUGGCCGUGGCAUCCCUAAUAGCAUUUCCAUCUGAACAGGAACCACUAUUAUACUUCGAAUUCUUUUGUAAAAAUUUGCUAAAUAUUCUGGCAAACCUUUCUUGAAAUAAUUUUUCCAUUAUGAAGAUAUGCUGUCUAUCAUUAACUCGCAUAGUUAUCAGUUUUGCGAAAUAAAACGUGGAAUGGUGCUGUAAGUUGAUUGGCUUAAUGAACCCCUUCCAGAAAAAGUUGGGCUCUAAUUUAUUUCA